Molecule: messenger RNA, 1804 nt
Organism: Amoebophrya sp. A120
Lineage: Eukaryota; Dinophyceae; Syndiniales; Amoebophryaceae
Source: the annotation of a GenBank genome assembly
AGUUAAGAUAUUUGCAAUUUCCAUUGCACGCUAUUCCGUGAAAAAAUCAACAUUCCGUGUGCUCCAGCAGCUCCUCGUCCCUGUUGGCCAUAGUAUCAGCGUUCUUCCAUAAAAGACGCUCAUUGGAAUACGAAGUAGUACCUUCCCUUCGUCAACAAAAGUACUACCUUUAGAUAAAAUGACUUGGAUUUUUCCUUCGCAAUGCCUUACACUUAUCAAGACGAAUGCGUAGAGAAAACAGGACUGGCACCCUUUUCGUUUUCAAUUUUCAACUUCAUCAUGUAAACUUCAUCGGUGCAUUGCGAUUGUGCUUUCGCGCAGCCACUGGCCCAGCGCCAGCCCCGAUCAGGCCUAUUAAAUGCAGAAAUGGCGUUUCUGGUUGUGUUUCCUCCGUCGGUUCUUUAAGAUCGACCUGCCUCGUUGUUGCAAAGAUCAUGAGCAGCACCCUCAGGCUGAUCUUCAUGACGUUGCGGAGCACCCUCUCGCUUCCGGUCUGCUCGGAAGAUGUCGAGACAAUGAGCUUCUGCGGACGACAAUGCCGGAAGAUGAAGCAAAGCCCUUUCUUGGCUUGUCCGAAACAUCAAAUUGGUCCAGCGUCGUGGAGAAACCGAUAUAAUGUUCUAGUCUGGGUUUGGUUGGUCAUUUUCAUCGAGCAAACGCGCCAACAUUUAUUCGGGUGCGCUGACGCCACGCUCGCGGCGAUGGCUGCAGCCUCACCGGACAUGAACAAGAAAGAUCAUGUGCAGCAGGAGGAGCAGCAGGCACAGAUUUGGGGACAACUUGCAAGAGGACAAUCACAGGCGUCUUCCCUUCAGACCACGACUGCAGUGGAAACAGGCAGACGAAGACUGGGUCAAGCACGAAAUGAUGAAUCUAAUGAUAGUACAGAACCGAAACCCAGCAAAAAUGCUGGAGCAGGAGGAGCAAAAACUUUUGAAGAUGGGAUUGGUAGGCUUCAAAGCGACGUAGAGCUCGAGGAAAGGAAACUAACAAGCGGUAACGCAACCACCAACACGGAAACGGCGACCAUGGUUGGGUACCUGCAGCCCCCGCCCAAUUAUGAAGUUUCGAGGCACCUCUGCUGCAAUUACAAUCCUGAUAGUCCCCGGCAGCGGAAGGGACCUUUCAACGGAUUUCGGGUCACGCUGCCAAAGGCGACCAAUGCUACCGCCGCAGUUGAUGCGGGUUGCAAUGCCGGGAGCAACUUCCCCCGCGAGUUUACGAAGGAAUACGCCGCUUGCGACUUCUGUGCCUGUCUGUGGUACUACGGCGCGCCCGCGAGACAGCGCUGCUGCAGCAUAAAAGAAUUCGGCAUGGCCGGUGUCGACCCAGAGACCCAAUGGGAAUACUGCACGGGGCAAUACCACGUGUACCACUCUGUUCCUGUUGAUUUUUUGAUUUUAAGUCUACCGAUCAGUCGAAAAAAAUAUAGUACUUAAAUCGAUGUCGACGUUGUCGGGACCACUUUAAUAUGCCGAUACAGAUCUAGGCUUGGAAACGCCACCGGGACGAGACGACGUGAGCAUCAUUCUUCUAACUAUAUGAGAAUGAAAAAGAAUAUCAAAACCAAAAGCAUGAAUCGCUUUACAACAGGCUUGAGACACGAUCCGGCAACAAUGAUAUUCACAUCUGCGAGCUCUUCUACGACAUCUAUCCGUUCCAAGAGCUCUCCGCUGCCCAGUCGCGCCACACGUUGACACCUCAUGUCGGCCUGACCGCGCUAGCGACCUCGCUAUUGCUGCCAUUCAUCCUCCCAACAACAACAAGUCGACCCCGUCGCUUCGGCGAGAAUCGACAUGCAUAG